CAUACCAGUCAACAUGAUCGAGUCCAUGGAUACGGAAAGGAAGUAAAGGGAGCGAAUAUAGAACUAACAGAGCUACAUACUUUUCAUUAUAUUCAAGUCUCUCUUAAAUAUUUUACUGCAGUUUUAUAGGAUACAUAUAGUCACAGUCCUGGAAUAUUUUGCCUAAGUGCCGUGUAAACCAUACCUGGAUACGCAAAACGCACGGCUCCAAAGUAUUUUCUAAUGGCAGAAGACACCUGCCAUGAAUGGGAACAGGUCAAGUGGCUAACUUGCUAGCGCGAAGGUCCCUAGCAAGUUGAUUCAAACUAGUACCAAACAUAGGGGUUCUGCGUGCCUGACGGUAAUUGGAAAAUGACGUUUGGACAAGGAAUAUUGACCGAACCAAACUUUGAGGAAAUAUAUGUGUUUUUGUAAUUGGUGUGGCUAUUUACACUAGCCUAUAUAUUGUUGGGGUUUCGUUAAGACUUCGCAUUGGGGACUAUGUCAGUCAACGAGCUUUACACUAAGUACACACGGGUGUGGAUUCCCGACCCGGAAGAUGUGUGGAAGUCAGCGGAGAUCGUCCGCGACUACAAGGAGGGCGAGCCCGUCCUGCACCUGAAAUUGGAGGAUGAGUCGCCUUUGCAGUAUGCCAUUAAGCCCAAAGACGACCAGCUUCCAUUUCUGCGGAACCCUGAUAUUUUGGUGGGUGAAAAUGACCUCACUGCCCUCAGCUACCUUCACGAGCCUGCUGUGCUCCACAACCUCAAGGUCCGCUUCCUGGAGUCCAACCACAUUUAUACGUACUGCGGAAUUGUCCUGGUGGCCAUCAACCCGUACGAGCAGCUGCAUAUCUAUGGAGAAGAGGUUAUCAAUGCGUACAGCGGGCAGAACAUGGGAGACAUGGACCCCCAUAUAUUUGCAGUGGCCGAGGAAGCUUAUAAGCAAAUGGCUAGGGAUGAGAGGAACCAGUCCAUCAUCGUCAGCGGGGAGUCUGGGGCAGGGAAGACAGUCUCCGCCAAGUACGGCAUGCGCUACUUCGCCACGGUUGGAGGCUCGGCCAACGACAGCAACGUGGAGGAGAAAGUGCUGGCGUCGAGCCCCAUCAUGGAGGCCAUAGGGAAUGCCAAAACCACUCGCAAUGACAACAGCAGCCGAUUCGGCAAGUACAUCCAGAUUGGCUUUAACCGGCGCUACCACAUCAUUGGUGCCAACAUGCGCACCUAUCUGCUGGAGAAGUCACGAGUCGUAUUUCAGGCCGAGGAUGAAAGGAACUACCACAUCUUCUACCAGCUCUGUGCCUCUGCCCCCCGGUCAGAGUUCAAAGACCUGGCUUUGACCAGUGCAGAAGACUUCACCUACACCUCCAUGGGAGAGAACAUCUUCAUUGAGGGUGUCAACGACGCUCAGGACUUUGACAAGACAAGAGAGGCAUUCUCAUUACUAGGUUUCAAGGACACUUACCAAACUGGCAUCUUCAAGAUAAUUGCCGCCAUUCUGCAUCUGGGCAAUGUGGAGAUCUGUUCUGAGCGAGACGGAGAGUCAUGCCAUAUCAACUUGGACGACCCUCACCUGGAACAUUUCUGCCGCCUGCUGGGGGUGGAGCAGAAGCAGAUGGAGCACUGGCUGUGCCGCAGGAAGCUGGUGACCACGUCCGAGACCUACGUGAAGCCCAUGUCCCUGAAGCAGGCCAGCAAUGCCCGCGACGCACUGGCCAAGCACAUCUACGCGCACCUCUUUGACUGGAUCGUUGAGAACAUUAACCGGUCGCUGCACACCGCUGACAAACAGCACUCAUUCAUCGGUGUGCUUGACAUCUACGGAUUUGAAACGUUCGAGAUCAACAGUUUUGAGCAGUUCUGCAUCAACUAUGCCAAUGAGAAGCUUCAGCAGCAGUUCAACUCGCAUGUAUUUAAAUUGGAGCAAGAGGAGUACAUGAAGGAACAGAUCCCAUGGACUCUCAUUGACUUCUAUGACAACCAGCCGUGUAUUGAUCUCAUAGAGGCCAAGCUGGGGAUCCUGGAUCUCCUCGAUGAGGAGUGCAAGGUGCCAAAAGGAACAGACCAAAACUGGGCCCAGAAGCUGUACGACCGCCAUUCCAGCAGUGAGCACUUCCAAAAGCCCAGGAUGUCCAACUGCUCCUUCAUUAUAAUCCAUUUUGCUGAUAAGGUUGAGUAUCAGUGUGACGGGUUCCUGGAGAAGAACAGAGACACCGUCUAUGAAGAGCAGAUCAACAUUCUCAAAGCCAGCAAGUUCCAGCUAGUGGCAGAUCUUUUCCAGGAUGGCAAAGAGUCUUCUUCCUCCUCCUCCUCCUCCUCCUCCUCCUCCUCCAGCAAGUCCUCCAGGAUCAAUGUGCGUCCUGCCAAAACCAUUCCCAAAGCCCCCAACAGAGAGCACAGGAAAACAGUGGGCCACCAGUUCCGCAGUUCCCUGCAUCUUCUGAUGGACACACUGAAUGCCACCACCCCUCACUAUGUGAGAUGCAUCAAACCCAAUGACUUCAAAGAAGCCUUUUCGUUUGACUCUAGGAGGGCCGUCCAACAACUGCGAGCAUGCGGUGUCCUGGAGACAAUCCGUAUCAGUGCUGCUGGAUACCCAUCAAGGUGGACGUAUUCAGACUUCUUCAGCCGGUACCGGGUCCUUAUGAAGAAGAGGGACAUGGCCAUAGGGGACAAGAAGCAGGUCUGCAAGAAUCUGCUGGAGACUUUGAUCAAGGACACAGAUAAGUUUCAGUUUGGAAAGACAAAGAUAUUCUUCAGGGCCGGGCAAGUGGCCUACCUGGAGAAGCUCCGUGCUGACAAGUUCCGCAACGCCUGCAUCAAAAUCCAGAAGACGGUGCGAGGAUGGCUACAGAGGAUCCGCUACAGGAAAAUCCGCAAGUCCAUCAUCACCCUGCAGAGAUACGGACGGGGUUACCUGGCACGCAGGUAUUUGGAGCAGCUGCGUCUGACCAGGGCUGCUCUGAUCUGCCAGAAACAGUACCGCAUGGUGCGUGUGCGCCGCGACUUUCUGAGGACGCGGAAGGCUGUGGUCACCAUCCAGGCCUAUUACCGGGGCAUGUUCAUCCGCCGGCUCUACCACGAGUUCAUGUUGCACCACAAAGCCACCAUCAUCCAGAAGCAUGUGCUCGGCUGGCUGCAGAGGAGGAAGUAUCGGCGGGCUCGCAACGCCGCCAUCAUCAUCCAGUGCGCCUUCCGCCGGAUGCGUGCCAAACGACAGUUCAAGCAGCUCAAGAUCGAGGCGCGCUCCGCCGACCACUUCAAGAAGCUCAACAUGGGCAUGGAGAACAAGAUUGUCCAGCUGCAGAGGAAGGUGGACGACCAGAGCAAAGAGUACAAGACCCAGGCAGAGCAGUUGACCAUCACCAACAACUCCCUGAAUACCGAGGUCACCAAGCUGAACAAGGAGCUGGAGACCCUGCGCAGUCGCCAGGGCGACGGCACGCAGAUCAACACCCUCCAGGAUGAGCUGGAAAGGCUGAGGGUGGAGCUGGAGGAAGCCCACGCACAAAGGAAGCAUCUGGAGGAGGAGCACAGCAAUGAGAAAUUUGGACUGGAACAGAGAGUGGAGGAGCUGGAGAAGGAGAAUGUGCUGCUGAAGGAGGAGAAAGAAGAGAUGAACCAGAUGAUCCUGAACCAGGCCAAGAGCUCAGACCAGCAGCUGAGUGUGUCCCAGAAGGAGAGCAGUCUUCAGGCAGACCUGAACGAGGAGCGCCAGCGCUACCAGAACCUGGUGAAGGAGUACUCACGCCUGGAGCUGAGAUAUGACAACCUGCAGGAGGAGAUGUCUCUGGCCAAGUUCCAGCCAGGGCACCGGAGGAACCCGUCCAACCAGAGCAGCGUGGGCUCAGACUCGCCCUACCCCUCCUUCACCCCGUCUGACGUGGGCGACACAGACGACGCGCUGCAGCUGGUGGAUGACAUAGGCGUGGAGAAGGCAGCCAUGGACAUCAGCCUGUUCAUGAAACUCCAGAAGCGUGUCAGGGAGCUGGAGCUAGAGAGGAAGAGACUCCAGAGCAGCCUGGAGAAGAUGGAGGAGCUGUCCAGACGCAAGGGCAAAGGCUCCACCUCCGAGGACGACUCCAAUGCCGACUACAACAUUCUCAAGAGGCAGGAGCUGGAGUCGGAGAACAAGAAGCUGAAGAAUGACCUGAAUGAGCUGCGCAAGGCGGUGGCGGACCGCGCGUCGGGGAGCAACGACUCCAACGAGCUGCAGGAGGGCUACAACCUGCUGCUGAGCCAGCUUAGGGCCGCCAACGAGGAGCUGGAGGUGCGCAAGGAGGAGGUGCUCAUCCUGCGCACACAGAUCGUCACCAGCUCCAAGCAGGCUGACACAAGCAACCACAUCGAGAAAUCCAAUGACGAGUCCGAAUGGAGCAACAACAAGAAGCCUGUGGACAAGGAGGAGGCCCUGCAGGCCUACAACGGCCUGUGCGAGGCCAAGGGGCUGCUGGAGGCCCAGCUCCAGUCCCAGUCUCGUCAGCACAAGGAUGAGCUGGUGGCGCUGCACACCCAGAUCGAGGUGCUGCGCGAGGACCUGGAGAAGAAACAGGAGGCGCUGAACCAGAUCAUGGCGCUGUCGCCCGAGGACAAGGUGGAGUACAGCGUCCAGCAGGAAAUCACACGCCUCACCAACGAGAACCUGGACCUCAAGGAGCUGAUGGAGAAGCUGGAGAAGAACGAACGCAAGCUCAAGAAGCAGCUGAAGAUCUACAUGAAGAAAGUGCAAGAGCUGGAGGUGAGCCAGACCACUCAGCAGGCCUCCAAGGCCCGUCCAGAGCUGACCCGGCAGGUGACCGUGCAGAGGAAGGAGAAGGACUUCGAGGGCAUGCUGGAGUACUACAAGGAGGACGAGGCCAUUCUGAUCCGCACCCUCAUCACAGACAUGACACCCAGCACUGUGUCGGGCACGGUGCCCUGCCUGCCGGCAUACAUCCUCUUCAUGUGCAUCCGCCACGCCGACUACAUGAACGACGACCAGAAAGUCCACUCGCUGCUCACCUCCACCAUCAACGCCAUCAAGAAGGUCCUCAAGAGAAACAACGAUGACUUUGAGAUGACCUCAUUCUGGCUGGCAAACACUAGCCGCCUGCUGCACUGUCUGAAGCAGUAUAGCGGAGAUGAGGCGUUCAUGACCCAGAACUCAGGCAAGCAGAACGAGCACUGCCUGAAGAACUUUGACCUGGCUGAGUACCGGCAGGUGCUGAGUGACCUCUCUAUCCAGAUCUACCAGCAGCUCAUCAAGGUGGCAGAGGGCGUCAUGCAGCCCAUGAUUGUGUCGGCCAUGUUGGAGAGCGAAAGCAUCCCUAGUCUGUCCGGUGUGAAGCCCAUGGGCUACCGUAACCGUUCGUCCAGCAUGGACAUGGAGCGGGACGGCCCGGGCGGCUACACGCUGGAGGCGCUGAUCCGACAGCUGGGCCAGUUCCACGGCACCAUGGGUGAGCACGGCCUGGACCCGGAGAUCGGUCAGCAGGUCAUCCGCCAGCUCUGCUACAACAUCAACGCCGUCACGCUCAACAACCUGCUGCUGCGCAAGGACGUCUGCUCCUGGAGCACUGGCAUGCAGCUCAGGUACAACAUCAGUCAGAUGGAGGAGUGGCUACGGGGCAGGAACCUGCAGCAGAGCGGUGCAGCUGCCACCCUGGAGCCCCUCAUCCAGGCCGCCCAGCUGCUGCAGGUCAAGAAGAAGACGUCGCAGGACGCUGAGGCCAUCUGCACGCUCUGCUCCGCACUCUCUGUCCAACAGAUUGUGAAAAUUCUCAAUCUAUACACCCCACUCAAUGAGUUUGAGGAGAGAGUCACUGUCUCUUUCAUCCGGGAUAUUCAGAACCGGCUGCAGGACCGUGUGGAAUUUCAGCAGCAGCUGCUGGCGGACACCAAGUACGCGUUCCCCGUGCUCUUCCCAUACACACCAUCAGCCCUGAGCCUGGAGAGCCUGCACAUCCCCGCCUCACUCAGCCUGGACUUCCUCAUCCGAGUCUGAUCAGCCUGCACAUCCCCGCCUCACUCAGCCUGGACUUCCUCAUCCGAGUCUGAUCAGCCUGCACAUCCCCGCCUCACUCAUCCUGGACUUCCUCAUCCGAGUCUGAUCAACCUCACCCAGCCACCCGCCCACCCUACCUUUCCCAUUAUGAUCCCGCAGGGUCCUAGAGAGAGCAGAUAUCCCUCCUCCCACCGGCCCCCUGUGUUCUAUAAGUCUGACUCUUAUACUAUGAGCGGAGGUGAGCUCUCUCGGUCUCAUGUCUGCUGGGUGGUUUGUUUCUACAUGCUAGGAAAGCAGGGUUGGUCAAGGGUUGGGGAAAGGGGGGGUGGGAUCACUGGAAGGGCCCAAUGCUUGCAGUUCCCUGCAGAUGCCUGCAGAUGCUAGCAGUUGCCUUGCAGUUUUCCAUGACUCUUUGGAACUCCGAUUGAUUGGAUGGGCCUGUAAGUAUGAUAUGAUCUAUAUAUUAGUAUGGGCGGAGCUUAAUGCAACAGGAUCAGCUUAAGUAGUGAGUCCUGAAUUCAAGACACUUUCAUUAUACAGAACAAUAAAGCCAGUGGUGCAGGGAACUUUUGUCACACAGUCUCACCCCUGAAUCCCCGAAGUCAGUGGUUUCGUGGGGGUUAUUUGUCUCGGUGGAGGAUGUGAUGUCGUCUGACACCUGUCAGCCUUCUGAGAUGUGCGGCUCGAGCAGGAGAGCCCCCACGGGCUGCGCCAGCGGAGAAGAUGCUGCUGCAGCGACUCGUGGCCUCUCACGAUCCCACUCGACGGCAGGAAAUUCACAGCGUGGAGAGCGGCUCAAAGCAGCGGAAAAGCCUGCACUGCAGUGGCUCUGUCUGGGGCCGGCGGCUCAUUAAUGUUCAAGAGAGACUCCGUCUCGUCUCGUCUCGUCUCGUCUCUUCUCUUUUUUUCUUCUUCUUUCACUCUUCUAUUUUCUUUUGAGGAUUUUUUUUUCCAUCCUUCGACACGAUCUCUCUGUCUUUUGUGCGCUCUGUAAAAAGCAGUCACACUUUGUAUUGUGUUUGCAUCACUCCUUUUUCAGUGUGUUUUGGGCUGCUUUUUUAUUAUUGCCUCCCCUGCAGCUAAGGUUUCUGUGUGUAUGCACCAUAAAGAGUGUUACAGCUCGCUCAGUGAGCUACAUAUAUACUUGCAGGAAAGAGCGAGAGAUAGAGGAGGCUGUGAGAGAACGACAAGCAGCAAGUAGAGCACAGACACUUUCAGAGGGAGGGUGGAUGGCAUGCACUAAGAGAUGUGUAGUAGAGCAUGAGAAACCAUGCCUGUCCUGACAAGAAACUGAUGUUACACAUCGAAGGCAACGAGCAGGUGAUGGGAAGGGUUUAUCAGUAAGUGAGAAGCAAGUCAGCAGGAAGCCAGAGAAUUGGUGGUUUAGUCAGCUCCAGCGCUACGGUGACCAAGGCCUUUCACUCUUUAGUCCACUCCAGCGCUACGGUGACCAAGGCCUUUCACUCUUGAGAGUGGGAGGGAGAGGACGGUAGGCGAGCAUUAUUGUGCCACACCACUAAAAGCGCUUUCAUUUUGUGUCACUUACCGACCAAGCAGCAACAAUUAACACUUAUUUUAUUGGGAUUUGGACAAAGCCGCUCCAUUUGGGUUCUGCUACAGCUGCGUGUGCGAGUACCAGACAAAGCCUCCAAGAUGUAGCUGGACAGACUCGAGUGGGUGGACAGGGUGGGGUUUUUUUUUAGGAGGGUGGAGGGAGACCAGGGUCACAGGCACGCACACAGCCAGUGUUGCAUAGUAGUUCUGCAGUAUGCGCAUGCUUCUUGUGUGUAGACUGUGUUUUUUCUCUUCUGAGGAUUCUAACGAUCGCCCCCCUCCCCAUAAUCACUGACAGUGUUUCAUGGGAGUGGAAGCCCACAGCUGAUCACUUUGAGAGAGAUCUCUUCAGGACACUGUGUCUCCUUCUUACUAAUGCUUGUGUCUCAUUGCCCCAAAAAGCCUCCUGCUCUCCAAUACUCUCUCUCAUCCCCAAUGGCAAUAAAGAGCUGGGACCAUACCUUCCUGUGCUGGGCUGUUAUUGAACUUGGGUUUGAGUACAUACACACUUACGCCUCUGGUUUAAUUUUUUUUUAUUAUCAAGGUAAUCUUUUUUAUUUGGUAAAGGUGGUUUUCUUUAUGCCACUCAUUUUGUGUACUUUCUCUGUUUUUUGUAUUUAUUUGAUACAGCAGGUCUUGACACCUGGCUUUCUUGGCAGUUUAAGAGGGUGCAAUAUUUGGUUUUCAACUUUUAGUAAUAAACAGGAAACACAUGAAAACACAUCAUUAAUAUUUUGUAUUUUGUACAUAUUGAUAUGCCCUCUUCUGUUAGAUUCUUGGUACUGCACACCUUGGAAAAAAAGACUCAUUGGCUGCAGAUGCCACAUCCACCAAAAUCACAUUGCCUUCAAAACACUACAUUCAAAAAGUUCAUUCCUCUUAAUCAUACUACUGAAAUCUCUGUUGUUUGUUUCGGGUGCCAUCAUAUGUCAUGAUUGUGUCUUUUUUCCAUUGUCUAUAUUCCAAUUUCAAUACAAAGGUUUGUUAUUGAAGAAAAUAGAAAGGCAAGGAUGGGAAUAUUGCCCUGUUUAUGGAAAAAGCAGUCGCUAGCUUUGGAAAGUUUGGUUGCAAGUGGAGUUGCAUCUCCACUGUGUCAUCCUCCAGUUAAGCAGAAAUGGUUAAUUUGUGGAGAUGUUUUUACAUAUAAAUCUAUCUGAUUAAAUAACUUUAUUUUAAGAAAGAGUUGCUAAACUUCAGCCAUAUUUUAAUUAUUUGUGUGGAUUAGACCUGGAAACACUAACAGCACUGUUUAUUCAAGGUUUUUGUAAGGAGUAGAGUUCCCUGAUUUGUUUCCAUUCUCUCAUUGUCAAGUGCAAAUUAACUAUAAUGAAGUACAUGUACAAUCUGAACAAAAGUACAAUGACUAUUCAGAAAAAUACAAUAAAAAAGCUUUGAGCAA
Molecule: messenger RNA, 8914 nt
Organism: Alosa alosa (allis shad)
Lineage: Eukaryota; Metazoa; Chordata; Actinopteri; Clupeiformes; Clupeidae
Gene: myo5b
Product: myosin VB
Biological process (GO): vesicle transport along actin filament; actin filament organization
Cellular component (GO): actin cytoskeleton; myosin complex; vesicle
Molecular function (GO): ATP binding; microfilament motor activity; actin filament binding
Source: RefSeq, a predicted model, not a curated record